AACGCAACCAAUAUCUACGCCCUUGACUUAUUACUGCUACCAAUCGAUAUUCUGUCGAUCGAUGAGAUCUAUCAGGUAGUUUGACCAUGGUUCCUGAAGUUUAAAGCCUUAACGGGACCAAUCACUGGGAAAACCCAAUACUCAGAAUUAGAAUGCCACUGUGAGAUUAGCAGUUUCAGAAGGUCCUAACAAAACAUGAGAACAGAUCUUUUACUAUUUUAAAGAAAUAUAUCAAGAAUUUCUUAAUUUAUAAUUCUUUAAAUAGGCUUUAUUAGUUUAUCAUUAGUUGAUUUAAAAGGUAACAAAGCAUAUUUUCUUUGCUCGCAUUAAAGAAAAAAAAAAUUAAUCUUAAACAGUGGUUCUCAAACAUCCUAAUGCCGCGACCCUUUAACGCAGUUCCUCAUAUCGUGGUCACCACCAACCAUAAAAUUAUGUUCGUUGCUUCUUCAUAAUUAUAUGUUGUUCCGAUGGUCUUAGGCGACCCCUGUGUAAGGGCCGUUCAACCCCCAAAGAGGUCGCGACCCACAGGUUGAUAACCGCUGAUCUAAAAUAUAAGUGUUGUUAAUGUACAUAUUUUAACAGGCAGUUUUUUUGUGUUUGUUUUUUUUCAGAAAGUGACCAUCAUAGCUUACUUAUCUGUUUUGUGGCAACAUCCGGGGCUUUCGUGGGAGCCAGCAGAUUACGACGGGAUACAAGCAGUCCACGUAGACGCCGAGUCGCUCUGGAAGCCGCAAAUCGUCAUCACCGUCAGCGCGUCCGAAAGUUUAACCCUGACCUUUCCAGGAGAAUUACGCAUUUCCUCUUCCGGGCAGGUCGCGUCGUCCAAAUACUAUCAGUUAUCUUUUAGGUGCGAGAUCGACUUUUACAAAUACCCGUUCGACACCCAAACGUGCUUCUUGGGAUUUUACCCGUGGCAAGAGAAACAGCUGGCUUACAUGGAAUCGAUCCCAGCACCACAGAUUCCCAAAAAGCUGUACGCCAUUAACGGGGAGUGGAGACUGCUGAACAUGACGGUGGAGAUGGUUGAAGAUCAAAAUCUGGUGUUUAUUUCUAAAUUUCCACGUUACAGCUUCACGAUGCAGCGCGAGUCCACCUACUACGUCGUCACAAUCAUUUUCCCUAUGGUUCUGACGUCAGCUAUGAUACCUCUCGUGUUCCUCAUACCGCCGAGAACAGGUGAGAAGAUAUCCUACCUGGUGGCCAUUUUCACGUCGACGGCAAUUUUCCUCAACUUCAUUUGGUAAGUUGAGUAUUAAGGCUUAGGUGUACGUAAACAUAUCAGGCUUUCGUGGAAUUAUUUUAUACGCAGAGCAGUAUUACAGAUGGAUUGACUUUACUCGUUUUAAAUAACCAAUCACUUCUAUUCCAGUGACGUCAUGCCACGCGGUUUGUCUGGAGUUCCAGUUCUCGCAAUCUUGUUGGUCGAGGUCAUGGCGGAAGGUUUCAUGGCGACCCUGGCAGCUCUGGUGGUUGUC
Messenger RNA from Lymnaea stagnalis (great pond snail), 1475 nucleotides. The record is from the annotation of a GenBank genome assembly. Lineage: Eukaryota; Metazoa; Mollusca; Gastropoda; Lymnaeidae.